CGAAGCGGAACGCCACAAAAAAGGUUCACGCGCGAUGAGCGAGUUCGGCCCGAACGUGAGCCGUCUUCAGACGAGCGUGCAGGGGCUGCAAGAGGAGGCAGAGACCUACCAGCGGGCGGCCGGCGAGCUGCAGCAGCGACGCGACACGCUCCAGCGGCAGGUGGACGACGCCGACCAGGAUCUGGUGCAGCGUCGCGCCGCCAUCACCCAAUUUCAGUUUAAACUGAAGAGUCAGGGCUUGCUGGUGGAGGACUGCGAGAGACGCGCUAAAGAGGCGGAGCAGGAGAACGACUCGGUGCGGGCCGAGCUCACCAAGAUCAGGGAGGCCAUCGCAGCCGAGAAGCGGAACCGACUGGAGCGCCUGGACAGCAUAGACGGCCGCGUACAGAGCCUCGUGCGGCAGUUUCGGGACGCGGCCGCGCUGACCCACGAUGACCCUGGUCGUCAGGAUGACCAAACGGAGUCGGCGCGUCGCCGGGUCGGGGAGCUGCGCCAGACGGUGGACCAGCUGGCUUCACAGUUGGAAGCCGACCAGCAGAGCCAUGUGGUGCAGCCCGAGGUCAAAACUGCCACGCUGAUCGAAGCCCAGGAAGUUGUAGAUGGCCUCAAAGAACAGCUGGGUCUGUAGUGACUGACCACCCACCCCUCG
Molecule: messenger RNA, 649 nt
Organism: Pollicipes pollicipes
Lineage: Eukaryota; Metazoa; Arthropoda; Thecostraca; Pollicipedomorpha; Pollicipedidae
Product: myosin-11-like
Exons: 4
Coding region: 35-628 (197 amino acids)
Source: RefSeq, a predicted model, not a curated record